This is a messenger RNA of Mya arenaria, 4750 nucleotides long. RefSeq lists its product as uncharacterized. The record is from RefSeq and is a predicted model, not a curated record. The coding region runs from base 130 to 2241 and encodes 703 amino acids. NCBI's taxonomy places the organism in Eukaryota, Metazoa, Mollusca, Bivalvia, Myida, Myidae. The transcript is spliced from 4 exons.
AUCUAGUUCACCCUGUGCAUUAGACCCUAUCUACAAGCGGCGUAGGAGGAAGUUUAAACGCAGGAUUUUUAUCGAUGAGUUGAUUAUUUUGUGUGACAUUUUUUACUUUUGGAUCGGAUCUGUAAGAAUAUGGCUGAAGGUGGAACCGAGACAUUCUGUGAAGAAGAUGUUUCUAUCACAGACAUGAACUUUUUUAACUUUCUUUACAACACUCACAAAUGCAAAUUCAAAUGGAACUAUGAUAAAUCAUCAAGAACAUUGACGGGUGAUCCAAAGAUCGACGAAGUAUCCGAAACAAAAAAGGUGUUCAGUGAGUUCGAAUAUAGACACUCUUCUCGAGCAGUGAGGCACGAGGGCAAGGUUCCUUCAGCAAGUCUCAACGAAAUCAAACAGCAGUACCCAGAGGUUCUAUUACUUCGAAAGAAAGAAUCGAAAGACGACAGUCACGAUGAGUUCCAAAUCUAUAGCGCAAAUUACUCGCACGUUGUAGCAUUUGAAAAACGUCUGAAAGUUAUUGGUACAGGUGCAAAAGGACGAAAACGAAAUCCUAUGGCUGAAAGACAGGACUCUGUAACUGAGGAAUCUGACCAAAAAGAAACACGAUUCUUCCCGAUCUCAAAGAGUAGUAGAGAGCUACACGUUGUUUGUAAUGAUAUCCUUGAAAUUAACUCUGAUUGCAUCGUGAACCCAUGUGUCAAGAGACAAUCAAGUAGUAUCGAAGGCAGAGGAGAAUUGUUUCGAUAUCUUAAAUCCAAAGGCGGACAGAAAUACGAAGAUCAUUUAAUGGACGCCAAGAUCGAUUCCAGGACACAAUGCGCAAUUACAGACGGCGGCGAUAUAAAAGCAAAGAUUAUACAUCCAACAAGACCUGUUCACAAUGACAAAGAUAGAGACGAAAACAUUUUCAUGAGCAUUUUAGGUGCAUUACAAAUUGCAGAACAGGAGAAGAUGAACGCAAUCGCUUUUCCAUUUGCAUAUUCAGGUACAGCAGGUGUCGACCUAAAGAUUUGUGCAUUUCAGUAUGCAAGAGCAGUUACUGAAUUCUGCCGUAUAUCACAGAAUCCUCUGGCCUUGGUUGACAUCUAUUUUGUUGAGAAGAACCUGGAAAAAGUAACCCGUCUCGUGGAUUACUUGAAAGAGCUUUUUCCGCAGCGAAUGACAGAAAUGAUGAUUAUUCCGAAACCAUAUGAUGAUGUUGAGGUAAAGCCAACUCGAGUGAGUUAUUACAACAUUCCAAGGAGGGAAGAAACCUGUGACGAUGAUGGCUACUCUACUGCAUAUGAAACAAAUAAACGGGCGGCCGAUCAUUCACAGACAGUGGCUACUAUUCCAAUUCUCAAAGAGCUCGACACGAAACCUGAUAAUGAUUGUGUAGCAGGCAAGACACACAGGGAAGUUGCGACUGAAGGUGGUAACCAGAAGGAGGAAUACACAUACAUUGGUGAUGUUGAUGUUAAAGAUGCUGAUUAUGAAGAUAGCGCUGUAAGCAAUGUAGUUGACUACGACGUUUGCACACCUGAAGAAACAGAUACCUUACCGGAGCCACAAAAAGACGACGAUACUGACUUGUAUGAGGAUUACACACCAAAGGACAAUACAGACCCCAUUUACGAAACUGUUGCAGGUGAAGCGAUGCCGACCCGUGAUGAAAUUAAUGAAAAUAUUAAGACCAUAAAACACAGGCAUUCAUUAGAUUGUAAAAACAAUACAACUAUAAAGGUACUAGAAGACGAUAUACGUAUUGCAGCUUCCCACAUUAUUGUGUGUCCGGAGUAUAAAGGGAAACCAGAAGGCGGUGUAUUCGGUCUGUCAGUGAAAUUUUCUUACUGGAAAGCUGCCAAAUUAACAUUGUUAAAAAAGGUCAAUGCCGAAGGACGUGUGGCCCGGUCAAAGUGUCAAAAGUUCAAAGAGUACCAACCUGUAAAAUUCCUGUACCAUGUAAAUACACCAAUUUGGAGGGAUAUUUCAGACAAUACACAGCUACAAAAAAGCAUCAAAAGCAUAUUCUUAAAGUUGAACCGAUUCCAAGACAAGGAAAGGUCUAUCGCAAUACCGCUUCUGGGAGUUGUUGACGUAGAAGAACAACCCCUUGUUCGUGACUGUUGUCGUGUGUUUGUGGAAAGCGUGAUAAAGUGCUGCAGGGAAAGGAACAGCCCUUUGCCGCUCGAUGUUUACCUGGUCAACAGCUGCCCUACGCUCACCUCCUGGAUCACAGAAGACCUUGCAACAUUUGGUGCAUGAACACUUAAGUCAGAAGCUGAAUGCGAAAUGUUUCAAAUGUUUCAAAUUUAUGUCACUCUUUUACUCCUCGAAAUGUUGUGUAAAAUAGUUUAGUGGUAUACUUUCUACACCUGAGCCUUGCCUCGAGCAACUUUGAUAAACUUAAUAUGGUUGUGAAUAAUACAAAUGCAAAGUUGUUUAUCUGUCCCGUCAUUACUACAAUAUUCUUUAUCCUCCAUAUCUUCCAUAUAAUAAUCUUUAUUUUUAAAAAUGAAUUGACGAUGCAAAUGCCUAUUCAUAUACCUUACGUGUUUAUUAUCUUUGCCAGAUGAAGUUUAAAACAUGAUUGUAAAUCAAUUUCCCACAAGAUAAGACUGGCAAUUGCGGAUAAAAAUGUUGAACAUGGAAUGAGAGAAUGUGUUUAUAUUGUCAUGGUGACGCAUUUCGGCGCAAUCCGUUGUUCUGAAUUUUAUUUCUAAAAAUGUAUUUGCUUAUCACACACACAAGACAACCAUUAACAUGUUGGAAAAUAACAUUAAACAUAUUAUAGAUCUAUCUGGAUUAUUCAAUUAAAAUUGUUCAUGAGUUUUCUAUGUAGACAUUGACCUCUCAUGAUGCCGGUGUCGACAUAAUUUACAACGGAAACUGUAUAUUUGUUAUUAGUUCAUAAUUGUUGGCAUGGAAUUGAAAUAAAAGACAGACACAUUGAAACUUUUAGUGCUACAAAAGUUGUACAAAAUAAAGUUCAUCCUUUUAAAAGUUAAACGUUGCCAAAAACAGUAUUAACGAAUGUUUCCAUUUCCAAUCAAUUCUCAAAAGUUAUGAUCUACGUUUCUUUUAAUUUAAUUCAGAAAAAUGUAUUGUAGUAAAAUCAUUAUCAUUUUAUGACAAACAUACACACAAGACAAUAGUAAAGGAAAACUUAUCAUUUAAUCAUCAUGCGUACUAAAUGUCUGUUAGUCUCACAGCUGAACCACAUUUUCUAACUCUAGAAUAAUCAUAUUUUUGUAACCAGUUGAUUGCUAGUGUGAGUGGUUCCCAGGUGUAAAUGUUCAGUUAUGGAUGAUUUCUUCAGUGUGAUGGAGUUUGAUUCACCAUUAAUAUUGUCAUGGAAGUUAAAACGUUUUAGUUACAAAUUAGUGUGUGCACGGUUAGUGCUCAAUUCAUUAAAUCCUUUGACGCCUUUUUCUUCUUUAUGUUACUUUUCAUUUGCUUCUCGUUAGAGACAGUUCGCAAUUUUGUAAUUGUGUUUUUUAUGUACAUGUGUAUUUUGUAUAUGUAUAUUUUUUCUAUAUAAUAUUCUUAAAUACUCUUUCGUUGUUAUAGGUUUUUCAUAUACAAUAAAAUAUCGAACCCGAAAAGGCUUCAAGAGUUAUUGCCCACAUGGUUACAUUUUUAUAUAAUGAAAAGCACAUUUUUAUUUCAUUACAUUGCGCAUUGACGCUACGUAUGACAGACGAUUCAACCGACUGAUGGUCUCACGGUCAUUUCUCUCAUAUCUCAUACCACAUGUGUAUGUAUGUCUCUGUUUGCAUAUAUAAUGGCCAUAUAAAGAACAUUUACUCACACAAUUUGGUUAAAACAUUAAGGAAUUAAAAUAGUUACCAACAUAGAAAAUAUUAUGAAUUUAAUAUCUUUCUUUAAACAAUACACACACUUUUUAAAUACUGCACUCAGUGGUAGCUGGUAGCUAUUACUACAGGAGGAUUACAAGGACUAAGCCAACACUGGUCUCACGGGUUAAACCGUUCGUUAAAGCUCUGUGUCAAAAACUUUAGUUGGUCAUCUCAUCUGCAACGCUGCACAGUUUUCCAAGGCUGUAUGCCCCAACUGAAAGCUAGUAUAACCCAUUCGAGUUCUCAUAUUGUGCUUCUGCCAUGUUUAGGACUCUACUUUCUUGCAAACUGAGCAAGAAAUUUGUGCUCCUGGCGAUAUUUAGGUUUAUAUUGCUGGUAUUUUCUGCACCCUAGAGCUAAACUUUUGCAUUCUUUUACAUGUUAGAACUGUUGAAAUCGAUAUGUUAUGUGGAGCCUAACUCUUAAUAUUAGCAUAAUUAGUUUUUUUUGCCAAAAUCAGAGCCCUUCAUCUAUGAAUACGUUCGUUCUGUUCGAUUUAGGCCAAUUCGAGCUUUAGGAUUACAUAAACAAGUUCUCUAAUGUACAGUUGUAUUUUAUGUUUGUGUUUCUUCGGUGUAAAUACGUGUUAUAAGUCAGGUCAAAACUCGAUUAGACUUUUACACAUGCUGUUGUCAUCAAGCAUACAUGUAUCUCCAUGAGAGAGACAGCCGAAUGCAUUGCGAUAGAUGAUUCGCUCCAAAGAUCUAUUGAUAAUUACAUACCAUUCCAUACCAAUACCAUUCCAUUGUGCCUUAUUACAUAUUUUCACUGAUGUUGUUUAGUAAAGUUUCUUUUUUUCUUGUGUUUGACAUGUUUGUUCACUGUUUUAUUUGAUGUUAAUUAAUAUGUGUUUCAUUGUUUUGUUAUGUCACAUGCAUAUUAUAUGCCUUGAUGAAUAAAAACUUGAACUUGAA